This is a messenger RNA of Peronospora matthiolae, 1665 nucleotides long. Lineage: Eukaryota; Oomycota; Peronosporomycetes; Peronosporales; Peronosporaceae. The record is from the annotation of a GenBank genome assembly.
AUGUGGCAGCUAAUGUUCCGUAAUGGUGCACGCCUAGUACUGGGCUCAACAGCCGUCGGGGCCGGCGGCGUGACGUACGCCGCCCAUUCAGACGAGGGGUUCAACCGCUCGUUGUACUUUUGGCGCAAAGCGUUCCCCAUUUACUUGCACUAUCGCGCUGCGAAGGUGUACAUGGAUUCCCUCAACUUUUCGAUCGAGGAGCAGGAUAUCGAGUAUGAGAGGUUGCACGACAAAUACGCCCCGGAGGUCUUUGAUAUUGUCUUGGAGCUCAAAGGGUUUUACGUCAAACUGGCCCAAACCGGUUCGACACGACCAGAUGUUUUGCCGAAACAGUAUCUCGAUCGAGCCGCGAAACUUCAAGAUGACGCGCCUUCGAAACCGGUGGCGGAGAUUUGCGCGAUUAUGGAACAGAGUUACGGUAAACCGGUAAACCAGUUGUUUCGGUCCAUUGACCCAAAACCGCUGGGCGCCGCGUCGAUUGGUCAAGCCCAUCGAGCGGUUCUAUUGGAUGGGGAAGAAGUGGCAGUAAAGGUGCAACAUCCGGAUGCCGAGACUUUUUUCCGCUGGGAUAUCAAGACGAUUCAGGACUUUUGUCGGUACUUUCAACCGGUACAUCUACCGUUCCUUUAUGAGGUUGAGAAGCAGUUUAUGACGGAGUUUAAUUACAUUGAAGAAGCCAAGAAUCUGGAUAUUGUGCGAACAAAUAUCGCGAACAGCCCGUACGCCUCAAAAGUCGCGAUUCCGAACCCCAAGAUGGAAUAUUGCACGAAAGAGGUCUUGGUGAUGGAGUUUUUGAAAGGACGGAAACUGCUGGACGGCAUUCAAGACCAUUUUGAAGCUAUUGCUGCAGAUAAAGGGGUGACCGUGGACGAGUUGAAGCAAAGUCAAGAGCGCAAGGACAAGGAACGUCAUGCACGAGGACUGGACAUUGAAACAGGACCGUCUUCGCUGCAAUUGCGCGUUUACAGCUGGACUCUUGGGGCCAAACGGCUUGGAAGACGUGUUGGAAGGAACGUGUACGACUACACGCUGGGCUUUGUUGCUCCGAUCACGUGGACACGUCAAGAAGACGAGGAGCAUCAUCAUCAUCAUCAGUUGCUGGAUUUGCCGGCAAUUCUGAAGUUGGUGAUGGAUGUUCAUGGGUACGAGAUUUUCGUCAAUGGAUCGUUUAAUGGCGAUCCACAUCCUGGGAACAUUUUGCUGCUCGAGGACGGACGCCUUGGCCUCAUCGACUAUGGCCAGGUGAAGCACAUUUCGAAGGAGCACAGGGUCCACCUGGCAAAACUGAUUGUGGCACUUGCAGGUGACGCACGGGACGAUAUCAUUGACGUGCUGACAAAGGACAUGCGCAUUAAGACGGCAAACAUGGAUCCGUAUUUCCUGGAGAAACAGGCUCGAUUGAUGAUUGACAAUGACGACCGCACGGUCACGGAAGGCAUGAAUGCGCAGCUUUUUCUUGAGCACUUGCACACGAUUGACCGGAUUGAGUACAUCCCGGACGAGUACGUGAUGGCGUUUCGCUGCUCGUUGUUGCUUCGUGGCUUCAGCUAUCUCCUGCACUACAAGUUUUCUCAUGCUAAAAGCUGGGAGGGCGUGGCGAGACAGGUGCUGCGCGAAGUAGAAGCUGAGAAAGCAGAGACCCCUGCACAAGCCGCUGCUUCGUAG